Molecule: messenger RNA, 846 nt
Organism: Acanthosepion pharaonis
Lineage: Eukaryota; Metazoa; Mollusca; Cephalopoda; Sepiida; Sepiidae
Source: the annotation of a GenBank genome assembly
AUGGUUGAAGCCGAUGAAGCCAGCCUUUCAGUCCGCGAAGCGGCGCUUUCCUUAGAUAAGCGAGCAGCUGAGCUCGAGGCCAUCAGUGAAAGACGCAAAGAAGUCUCUUUAGGGGUUUCACUCGCCCUUGCUGCUCUAGCAGCAGAGGCAGCUGCCGUGCGCCGUCCAAAAAGUUUCCUCAUUUUAAGUGGCAUCCAAACUAGUGUCCGCUAUGAGAGCAAGAAGGGCCGAGAGUCCCAGGAUUACAAUGCGACUGUGACAGGUCGCUCACCCAGGCCUCGCAGUCCCAAGAGGAGCGUGCCACCUGAUUGGCUGGGAAAGCUGCCUACAGGGCAUCGUUGCGAUCAACGCUCAAGAAUGCACAACGGUCGCGAAUCAACGCACAGGCUGCAGCAGCCGUCUCUGCCUCUGUGGCUUCCGAGACUCAUCAUCAAAGGCUUCUUCGUAACGGUCCAUGACCUGCAUUUGCCAAUUCUGCAACGCCCGCAAAUGGGCCGGGAAGCCUUCCGGGCUGUGCUGCUCCUCCGGCAAAACUACAACCUACAGGCCGAAACCCGGAUUGGUAUUUUGCCGCCGCCGGGAAGAGUUCCUCGUAGGGACGUCAUACUACUACUUCAGGCCAUGCUUCACGAGGUUAACAGCUACAUUCGCAGUUUCAAAUAUGCUUUGGAAAAUGCUCUCUUUCCUAACUUCAGCAUUGUAAUUCACGUCGACAAACGGUCUCAUGAUGAACACGAACGCCGCUACAAUGCUCCUGCGUGCAACGAAGUGGCCUCUAUUAUACAUGGGGAGCAAGACCGCACUCGCGAUGUUGUCCUCAAAUCAAGAGACCCGUCGAUCAUAUGA